CCCCCCCACCCCACUCACUGCUUGGUUGUCUCACCAUCUUCUUACAUUCAGUUCAACUCUCUUAUUGUCUUCAUGUUCCUAAAGGCCUAAUAGAGUAACAUCUAGCCAGACAGAGAAUCUUUGGGCAUAAACAGACAGCACAGAUAGAUCUCUUGUGUGCUGUGCUUUUGACCAGAAUAAUCACACCUCUCUCUACCCACCCUUCUAUACACUAUAUAGCUUGGAGUUUUUCAUAAUACCAACCAUAACAUGCAGAUUCUCCAAAGGUUAUUUAAAGGAGCCACUGAACCACAAAGAGAGACUAGUUCUAGUCCUACCAGCACAAAAGAAAGGGCUAUUGAUCAAAAAGCUAAAUCAAAAGAAAUAGUUUUGCACUGGAGACCGAAAAGGGUCAAAAAAAUCAGAUUGGGUUGCAGGAACUUCAAUCUAUUCAGUGUUCUAAGCAGAAGAGACUUAGCAAAGUCUUGUUUCAACAGCACAUUUAAUCUAAAGAGAUUGGGAAGCUCCCAUAGAAGACAACAGUGUGUUCACUCCAUGAAGAUCAUGAAGAAGGAAGAUAUUGCCAGAGGACUAGGCCUUGGUCACAAGGCAGAAACGGCUGCCCAUGGAGGAGGAAACAAAGUUCUACCCAUUAGUGAUGCAACAGCAUUAUCAUCUGUGACAAAUGGGAAUGACCACAGUAAUGCAAUGGUGGAGAAGAAAGAGAAAGCUACGGGUGACAAAAUGAAAACCAUUUCCAAAAUGAAGGAGCUAUUGAAAUGGGCUGCGGCUGCUAAGGCUGAGAAGGGAGGAAAGUACAUUGGUCGAAAGGUUUUGUACUUUCGGAAUAGAGCAAGCCUAAAAGCAGUACCAGAUGAUGAUCAACUUAGAGACGAAUCUCCGAAGAUCAGCUUCAGAUGGGAACUGGAAAGUUGCUCUACCACUUCAUCUGCUUAUCCUGCAAUUUCUUUGCCUUCUUCAACUAAAAAUGAGCAGACCAUGAACAUGCAUUCUUUGAAUUCCACUCCCAUCCAUGAUAGAGUCCACAGGACAGGAAAUUGGAUCACUACCGACUCUGAAUUUGUGGUGCUAGAGCUUUGAAGAGUAGGUCUAAAGGUCUGCAAUGGUUGAAUUACAAUUGUAUCAGAGUUACUGCUGCUGAAUGAACAAAAUGAGUUUUGUUCAUUUAUUCUUUCAAUUUAUGUCUGAAUAUUAGAGGAAUUCAAUGUAACAUUAAUUCAAGGAUGUGAAAUUUAUUUGUUCAAUUAGCCUGCUCUACACCAAAUCUUGUAUGCAUCAAAUCCAAUCAAUGUGUACAUCAUAUACAAGAAAUUGUGUUCAUCAGAAACUCGUGUUGUAAUCAUAAGUCUGAGGGACGAGUGAAUGCGUAUUCAAUUUUCUGACUAAGAAGUGGCAGAGCUAAGAUGGAACAUUGUUUUGUUGAAUUUUAAAAACUCCAUCCUCUUAAUUUAUAUAUAGAGGGGUACACCAAGCUCUUAUGACUAGAAAUCUACAAUAAAACUGAUAAUUCCUAUGGACUCAGAACCUUAAUUAUUCUCCAGCUUUGUGAACACCAAGUCUCAGCAGGCAUCUUAUUCGACAGCCAAAGGUGAGGUAAGUUCUAGGCAUUAUAAAGUGUGUAAUAUAACUUGAAUUAUUGAAUAAUAUACUUUUUGUUAAUUGAAUAAUUUACUUGACUCCUAGUAUUGAAGAA
Ilex paraguariensis (yerba mate) is the source of this 1693-nucleotide messenger RNA. Lineage: Eukaryota; Viridiplantae; Streptophyta; Magnoliopsida; Aquifoliales; Aquifoliaceae. The record is from the annotation of a GenBank genome assembly.